Molecule: messenger RNA, 5235 nt
Organism: Marmota monax (woodchuck)
Lineage: Eukaryota; Metazoa; Chordata; Mammalia; Rodentia; Sciuridae
Gene: Ehbp1
Product: EH domain binding protein 1
Exons: 26
Coding region: 473-4222 (1249 amino acids)
Molecular function (GO): protein binding
Source: RefSeq, a predicted model, not a curated record
GAGGGGCUGCAGACCCCGGCUCCCGCUAGCGCCGCAGCUGGCUUGGCUCUUCCAUGUGGCUCCAGCGGGGAUGGAGGACUCGGUGGCGGCGGCGGCGGCUGCUGCUGCGGCGGCGACGGAGGAGCGACUCUGAGGAGGGAACGGGGCCAGACCCAGCCCGACAGCGGGAAUAGAGCCCUCCAGAAUAGGAGUCUUAUAGCCCCUGAGGUGGAAUGGUGAUGGCUGCUUGAGGGAAUCUCCUCUCAUUCAUCCUGUCAUGUAUAUCAUGCUGUUGGUGAUUGGGCCAUUCAUCUAAGAUGGGAUUUACCCUGUGAAACAGGGAGAAGACUUAUGGACCCCAAACAUUUCAAGUUGUAAUUGAGUUUUUCAAAGUACAGACACACAUGCAAAGCUCUUUUGCUUUGGACCCUCUGCUUUAUUGAAGCUGCUGUGUUGCUAACCCAGAACUGUUCCAGUCUAUUGACCCAUCAUCAUGGCUUCAGUUUGGAAGAGACUGCAGCGUGUUGGAAAACAUGCAUCCAAGUUCCAGUUUGUGGCCUCCUACCAGGAGCUGAUGGUUGAGUGUACAAAGAAAUGGCAACCAGAUAAACUGGUGGUAGUUUGGACAAGAAGAAGUAGAAGGAAGUCUUCUAAGGCUCAUAGCUGGCAACCUGGAAUAAAGAAUCCAUACCGUGGUGUUGUUGUAUGGCCUGUUCCUGAAAACAUUGAAAUCACUGUAACACUUUUUAAGGAUCCUCAUGCAGAGGAAUUUGAAGACAAAGAGUGGACAUUUGUCAUAGAAAAUGAAUCCCCUUCUGGUCGAAGGAAAGCUCUUGCUACUAGCAGCAUCAAUAUGAAACAGUAUGCAAGCCCUAUGCCAACUCAGACAGAUGUCAAGUUAAAAUUCAAGCCAUUGUCUAAAAAAGUUGUAUCUGCCACUCUCCAGUUUUCAUUAUCUUGCAUUUUCCUUCGGGAAGGAAAAGCCACUGAUGAAGACAUGCAAAGUUUGGCUAGUUUGAUGAGUAUGAAGCAAGCUGACAUUGGCAAUUUGGAUGACUUUGAAGAAGAUAAUGAAGAUGAUGAUGAGAACCGAGUGAACCAAGAAGAAAAGGCAGCAAAAAUUACAGAAAUUGUAAACCAGUUGAAUGCUCUGAGCAGCUUAGAUGAAGAUCAAGAUGACUGCAUAAAGCAAGCAAAUAUGCCUUCAGCUAAAUCAGCCAGUUCCUCUGAAGAGCUUAUCAACAAACUUAACUUUUUGGAUGAAGCAGAAAAGGACCUGGUGACUGUGAAUUCAAAUCCAUUUGAUGAUCCCGAUGUAGUAGAUUUAAAUCCAUUUGGAGAUCCUAACUCAGAAGACCCAGUUACUGAAACAGCUUCACCUAAAAAAACAGAAGAAUCUUUUCAUAAUAACAGUUAUAAUCCCUUUAAAGAUGUACAGACUCCACAAUAUUUGAACCCAUUUGAUGAGCCAGAAACUUUUGUAACUAUAAAGGAUUCUCCUCCCUCGUCUACAAAACGAAAAAAUAUAAGACCUGUGGACAUGAGCAAGUACCUCUAUGCUGAUAGUUCUAAAACUGAAGAAGAAUUGGAUGAAUCAAAUCCUUUUUAUGAGCCUAAACCAACUUCUCCAAAUAAUUUGGUAAAUCCAUUUCAAGAACUGGAAACUGAAAGAAGAGUGAAACGAAGGGCCCCACCUCCACCAGUUCUCUCACCAAAGACAGGAGGAGUAAAUGAAAACACAGUUGUUUCUGCAGGAAGAGAUCUCUCUACUUCUCCUAAGGUGUUUGGGUUUGAACCCAGGACCUCGAAUGUACUAAAUACACACUCUGUCACUGAGCCAAGUCCUAUACCAAGUCCUAUUUUGGGGCGAAAGCCAAAUGCUAGUCAGUCAUUGCUUGUAUGGUGCAAAGAAGUUACGAAAAACUACCGAGGAGUGAAAAUCACCAAUUUUACUACAUCAUGGAGAAAUGGUUUAUCUUUUUGUGCUAUAUUACACCACUUUAGACCAGACUUAAUUGACUACAAGUCUCUGAAUCCUCAAGAUAUUAAAGAGAACAACAAAAAGGCUUAUGAUGGAUUUGCCAGCAUAGGAAUUUCCCGGUUAUUGGAACCUUCUGAUAUGGUUUUAUUAGCAAUUCCUGACAAACUGACUGUUAUGACUUAUCUUUAUCAAAUAAGGGCACAUUUCAGUGGCCAAGAAUUAAAUGUUGUUCAGAUAGAGGAAAACAGCAGUAAAAGCACAUAUAAAGUUGGAAACUAUGAAACAGAUACAAACAGUUCUAUUGAUCAAGAAAAAUUCUAUGCAGAGCUGAGUGAUCUGAAGCGGGAGCCUGAUCUUCGACAUCCUACCAGUGGAGCAGUAGACUUCUUAUCACAGGAUGACUCUGUAUUUGUAAAUGAUAGUGGGGUUGGAGAAUCAGAAAGUGAGCAUCAGACUCCUGAUGAUCACCUUAGUCCAAGCACAGUCUCCCCUUACUGUCGCCGGACUAAAAGUGACACAGAACCCCAAAAGUCCCAGCAGAGCUCUGGAAGGACUUCAGGAUCUGAUGACCCUGGAAUAUGUUCCAAUACAGAUCCAACCCAAGCACAGGUUUUGUUAGGCAAGAAGAGACUAUUAAAAGCUGAGACUUUAGAAUUAACUGACUUAUAUGUUGGUGAUAAAAAGAAGGAUGUGACUCCACCCUUUAUUUGUGAUGAGAUAGACCAGCAAAAACUUCAGACUCAAGACAUCAGUAGUAACAUGGAGCAAGAAAAAUUAGAGAAUUCUAAAAACUUAGAAUGCAGAACAGAUGCUGAAUCACCUAUCAAAAAACCAAGUUUAUCUCCUACUUCCAAACUUGGAUACUCAUACAACAGAGAUGCAGACCUUGCAAAGAAAAAACGUACUUCCAUGAGGCAGACAGAGUCUGAUCCAGAUGUUGAUAGAACCACUUUAAAUCAUGCAGAUCAUUCUGCUAAAACAGUCCAGCAUCGAAUGUUAUCCAGACAAGAAGAACUUAAAGAAAGAGCAAGAGUUCUUCUUGAACAAGCAAGAAGAGAUGCAGCUUUAAAGGCAGGGAAUAAGCAGAAUUCCAGCACAGCCACACCACUCUGCAACAGGCAGCUAAAUGAUCAGCAAGAUGAAGAGCGACGUCGGCAGCUGAGAGAGAGAGCUCGUCAGCUAAUAGCAGAAGCUCGAUCUGGAGUGAAGAUGUCAGAACUUCCUAGCUAUGGUGAAAUGGCUGCAGAAAAGUUGAAAGAAAGGUCAAAGGCAUCUGGAGAUGAAAAUGAUAAUAUUGAGAUAGAUACUAACGAGGAGAUUCCUGAAGGCUUUGUUGUAGGAGGUGGAGAUGAACUUACUAACUUAGAAAGUGACCUUGAUUCGCCCGAACAAAAUAGUAAAUUGGUGGACUUGAAGCUGAAGAAGCUCCUAGAAGCUCAACCACAGGUGGCAAAUUCAUUCUCCAAUGCUGCCCAGAAAGCUGGAACUGAGAGCUCAGAACAAGAAAUUAAGAAUGGCACAGAAGAUCUCCGGACUGAGCGAUUACAAAAAGCAACAGAACGUUUUAAAAAUCCUGUUUUGUUCAAUAAGGAUUCUACAGUCAGAAAAACUCAGCUUCAGUCUUUCAGUCAAUAUGUUGAGAAUAGACCAGAGAUGAAAAGGCAGAGAUCAAUACAGGAAGAUACAAAGAAAGGAAAUGAGGAGAAGGCAGCGAUAACUGAAACUCAGAGGAAGCCAUCAGAAGAUGAAGUGCUUAAUAAAGGGUUCAAAGACACCAGUCAGUAUGUUGUAGGAGAAUUGGCAGCACUAGAGAAUGAGCAAAAGCAAAUUGACACCCGUGCCGCGCUGGUGGAGAAGCGCCUUCGCUAUCUCAUGGACACAGCAAAGAACACAGAAGAAGAAGAAGCUAUGAUGCAAGAAUGGUUUAUGUUAGUUAAUAAGAAAAAUGCCUUAAUAAGAAGAAUGAACCAGCUUUCUCUACUGGAAAAAGAACAUGAUUUGGAACGGCGGUAUGAACUGCUGAACCGGGAAUUGCGGGCAAUGCUAGCUAUUGAAGACUGGCAGAAGACCGAGGCCCAGAAGCGACGUGAGCAGCUCCUGUUGGAUGAGCUGGUGGCCCUGGUGAACAAGCGUGACGCGCUUGUCAGGGAUCUGGACGCGCAGGAGAAGCAGGCCGAAGAAGAAGACGAGCAUUUGGAGCGAACUCUGGAGCAAAACAAAGGCAAGAUGGCCAAGAAAGAGGAGAAAUGUGUUCUUCAGUAGCCGUCAGACUAGAAUCUCCCAACAUUUUACUCUUGGGUCCCCAGGCCAGAAACAGUCGAACUCGUUGAUUUAAAACUUUUAACGUUUUGUUUGGCUGAAUUAUACUUCUGUACCACCACCACCACCCAUUUUCCGCCAUCCUAUCCAGAUGAUAUACAGAACUCUAAAACAGCCCUGUUUUAGAGUUUUAGGAUUGUGUGUGUGUGUGUGUGUGUGUGUGUGUGAGUGAGCUAGUCAUGUUUUUGAAAUCAUGUGAAAUAGAUUUGCAGACACCUUGUGAGUGAUUGGUAUUGGAGAUGUUCAAGAAACAGUUCAAAAAAAAGAAAAAUGCUUCCCUCAUUGUUUUCCCUUAUUCUUUUGAUGGGAGAAAAAAUUUGAAACCUUGUUGUUGUUGUUAUUGUUGUUAUUGUUGGUGGUAAUAGCAUAAUGACAGUGGGAGGGGGGUAACUGGGGGAUAAGAAAAAUGUCAUGAAUGAUUUUUUCCAGUCCUACCAUAUGUACCACUUACUCUGUUACCUAAAUUUCAUAGUUAGAUCAUAUUCAAUAUACUUAUAAAACUGUUCUAUUACCAGUGGGAUUUUCUGCAGUUGUUUUGCAUUUCACUGUAAGUAUAAUAGAGUUCUCUGCCUUCCUCGGAGGAUGACCCUCUAUGGGAGCCUGAGACAAGUCCUGUGGUUUGAAGGUGAGCUGUAGGAUGGGACUCAUUGAUAUGCAGCAGUUUACAAAGACAAUUUUAUCUUCUGAGAAUGCGCCACCUUUUUCUCUGGAAAAUUAUUUAUUACAUCUUGCUUGGUUUCUACAUUUAAUUGGGUCCAGACAUUGGGUCAAGAAUGCUGUUAAUAUUUAUUCUGUAUUGAUAAAAGUCUGUCUUGCCAGUACAAGUAAAUCCCCCAUUAAUAUUUUCUUCUCUAGCAUAAUAGUACUGUCAUUUUGUGAAAAUGGUUAUGUUUAUUUAUUACAAUACUGAGUCAUAUAUAAAUUUUCAAUAAAAGCAGAAACUUUCUUACCUUAAA